Molecule: messenger RNA, 1312 nt
Organism: Homalodisca vitripennis (glassy-winged sharpshooter)
Lineage: Eukaryota; Metazoa; Arthropoda; Insecta; Hemiptera; Cicadellidae
Product: homeobox protein TGIF2-like
Exons: 6
Coding region: 282-1148 (288 amino acids)
Biological process (GO): regulation of transcription by RNA polymerase II
Molecular function (GO): DNA-binding transcription factor activity, RNA polymerase II-specific; RNA polymerase II cis-regulatory region sequence-specific DNA binding
Source: RefSeq, a predicted model, not a curated record
GUAUCUUUCAUGCAUUCAACGGGUCCUUCAAUGCUUCAUGCUUGUUUUCGUUAAGCCGCAUUGUUCCAUCCAAUAUAAUUUUCUAGUAACUAAAAGCUAAACAUACAUUUAAAGUGAGUUUAAAGACGUUUUAUACAUUUUAAUAAUCAUGUGCCUUAUUAAUUCAGUGUAAAUGGACUUUAAUAGUUUUCAGUGAUAUAAAUAUUCGGCCUUAAUUCCAUGUGUCACAUUGACACUUGACCGAUCUCAUUUGUUAUUACAGCAUCGAGUAACACAGCACAAUGUUCAAGACAAAAUCUUACGAUUCACAUGUAAAGCUAGAGAAUGGCAUCAAGAUCGAGAGGGACGUCAAGUGUGAAAUUGAAGAUGACUCCAAAACCAUGGUAAUAGAGCUUCAACACUCGAAUGGACACGUGCUCAACUCUAGACUGCAGUCCCAGCCUUUACACAGGGCUGCAGGUCGAGAUAGGUUCUCGUCCAGUAGUGCUGAAGACUCAAGCUCAGAACCUGAACAUGAACUGCACAACCAGACCAACAAAACAUGGCUCAAUUCAGGCUCAGUCCGCAAGAGGAGAGGCAACCUACCCAAACACUCGGUGAAGAUACUGAAGCGCUGGCUGUAUGAGCACCGGUACAACGCCUACCCUAGUGACAACGAGAAGCUUACACUCAGUCAAGAGGCUAACCUUACUGUCCUACAGGUUUGUAACUGGUUCAUCAACGCCAGACGACGCAUUCUGCCAGAGAUGAUCCGGCGCGAGGGCAAUGAUCCUCAACACUACACCAUCUCCCGGAGAGGCAAGAAGAGCGGUGGAGCUAGCGGAACCAGGGGCAAGAGUGUAGGAGGUGACAGCCCUGAGUACGAGAGUGGAGGCAGUUCGCCGUGUGAGGAGGACCUGCCCAUCACCCCCACCGCACCGUGGACUUCACUCAUAGUGUCUUCUUACAACCCCGCCCUCACCACCACCACCUCCAAGAACCCUGAAGAGUUCUGGAGUGCCCACAUCGGCAGUGAGGUAGCUAUCAGGUGUGAAAACGACCCGCCACCAGAGGAGGAGGACCAAUUCAAGUGCCUGCGCCUUCUCGUGGAAGCGGCGGUGGCGGUGUCUCAGCGGGAACACGAGUCAGCCACUGCCUUGCGAGUAUAGCACCGCCACUGCCUCAGCCUGGCCUGGGCUCUAGUACCUGUCACUUGCCAUACUGCGAGCGCGAGCGGAUUCCUCACUCUAGUUGUUGACUGUUGGCCUAGUCGGUCACCGUUGGUAUUUUUACCGUUUAGAAGAUAUUGUUGAAAUAAAAAAAAUCACUAGUA